Molecule: messenger RNA, 1660 nt
Organism: Lepus europaeus (European hare)
Lineage: Eukaryota; Metazoa; Chordata; Mammalia; Lagomorpha; Leporidae
Gene: GADD45B
Product: growth arrest and DNA damage inducible beta
Exons: 4
Coding region: 191-673 (160 amino acids)
Biological process (GO): regulation of cell cycle
Cellular component (GO): cytoplasm; nucleus
Source: RefSeq, a predicted model, not a curated record
UGGGACGUGCGGGGCGCCCGUGGCCCUUCGGGAUUUUUCUCCGGGAACCCGCGAGCUCCGGUCCUUUCUGGGGGAGGGCUGUCGCUGCCUCCCGAGAGCCUCGGUCGCUUCCGGCUUUCCUGCUCGGACGUGGCCGCUUCCAGGGAGGAGCCGGCGCGCGGCCGUGUCCACUGUGGGUUACACCUGCAGGAUGACGCUGGAAGAGCUGGUGGCGUGCGACCACGCGGCGCAGAAGAUGCAGACCGUGAGCGCCGCCGUGGAGGAGCUGCUGGUGGCCGCGCAGCGCCAGGACCGCCUCACGGUCGGGGUGUACGAGGCGGCCAAGCUGAUGAAUGUGGACCCGGACAGCGUGGUCCUGUGCCUCCUGGCCAUGGACGAGGAGGAGGAGGGCGACAUCGCUCUGCAGAUCCACUUCACACUCAUCCAGUCCUUCUGCUGUGACAACGACAUCGACAUCGUGCGGGUGUCCGGCAUGCACCGGUUGGCGCAGCUGCUCGGGGAGCCGGCCGAGGCCCAGGGCGCCUCCGAGGCCAGGGACCUGCACUGCCUCCUGGUCACGAGCGCCCACGCGGACGCCUGGAAGAGCCAGGGCCUGGUGGAGGUGGCCACGUACUGCGAGGAGAGCCGCGGCAACAACCAGUGGGUGCCGUGCAUCGCCCUGCAGGAGCGCUGAGCGCCGCGCCCGGAGCCUGAGCCGCUGCCAAAACUUCACAACCAGUAUUUGACGCCCCUCCCCCCAAAGCAACCCAGCCCAUGAGACCACCGAGGGCAGCAUCGCUGGAGGAGGGGGGGGGGGCCUGUGGCCACCCCCACGGCCGGCCGCAAGCCGGGAGCAGCGCCAGAGGAGGCCGCCAAGCGAGGAGGAGCUGGGGGUCUGGGCCAGUGGGAGCUGGGCCCCCCCAAUGGAGCUGAGGGCGCCGAGCACCGAGGGUCCCGACUGCACACGGCGGGGUGGGGUGAAUGGACCGCACCUCGAGGCCAGAGCUGACGUCAGCAGACAGGACUUGGCUGAGGGUCUGCACCCCGCAUGGACCUGGGGCCUGGGAGCCGGGGUCUGCACCCUGUGUGGACCUGGGGGCCUGGGUCUUCACCCCGCACGGACCUGGGACCGGGGUCUGCACCAUGCAUGAUCCGGGGAGCCAGGGUCUGCACCCUGCACAGACCUGGGGCCGCAGUCUGCACCCCGCACGGACCUGGGACCCGGAGUCUGCACCCCGCACGGACCUGGGACCUGGGACCCGGAGUCUGCACCCCGCACGGCACGAACCUGGGACCGGGGUCUGCACCCCGCACGGACCUGGGGCCGGGGUCUGCACCCUGCCUGGAGCUGGGGCCGGGGUCUGCACCCUGCGCGGACCUGGGGCCGGGGUCUGCACCCUGCACGGACCUGGGGCCGGGGUCUGCACUCUGCCUGGAGCUGGGGCCGGGGUCUGCACCCUGCACGGACCUGGGGCCGGGGUCUGCACUCUGCCCGGAGCUGGGGGCUGCCCUCGCGCCCGCGCGCAGACUCGGUGGCGGCGGCAGGAGCCGGCCGACCCCCAGCCCCCGCGGCACACAGAGCUCUAUUUUGUUACUGGAACCGCUGGGAGGCGGAGCUUACGGAUAAUGUCUAUUUUUGAUUUCUGCUACGAAGGCCUUGUAAUAAAGUUCUGAAACUCUG